Messenger RNA from Capsicum annuum, 1055 nucleotides. RefSeq names its product xyloglucan endotransglucosylase/hydrolase protein 2. The record is from RefSeq and is a predicted model, not a curated record. Gene Ontology annotation, biological process: carbohydrate metabolic process. Gene Ontology annotation, molecular function: hydrolase activity, hydrolyzing O-glycosyl compounds. NCBI's taxonomy places the organism in Eukaryota, Viridiplantae, Streptophyta, Magnoliopsida, Solanales, Solanaceae. The coding region runs from base 63 to 545 and encodes 160 amino acids. The transcript is spliced from 3 exons.
CUCCUUUAACAACUAGCAUUUUAUAUCAAUCAUAAUUUUAGUUUUUUAAUUUUGCUCCAAAUAUGUAUUAUUCUUCUAUAUAUAUAAAAGUUAUGUAUUUAUUUGGUUUUCUCCUACUUAGAGUUUUUUCUAAAGGAGACCAAAAUGUGCCUUAUGAUGUUCAUUAUAAUAUUAUAUAUGGAAAUCAACAUGUUGUAUCCUUCAACCAAGGUAGAGAACUUCAAAUUUCAAUGGACAAUUCAUCUGGAUCUGGCUUUGGGUCUAAGAUGAAUUAUGGUUCAGGAUAUUUUCACAUGAAAAUAAAGUUACCAAACAGAGAUUCUGCAGGAGUUGUCGUUGCUUUUUAUCUACAUUCAAAUACAAACCUUCAUGAUGAAAUUGAUUUUGAGUUUUUGGGAAAUAGAGAAGGUCAACCAUAUAAUUUGCAAACAAAUGUAUUUGCAAAUGGUGAAGGAGGUAGAGAGCAAAGAAUACAUCUUUGGUUUGAUCCAACUGCUGAUUUUCACAACUACAAAAUCUUGUGGAACAAUCAUCAAAUAGUGUAAGAUAAUUAUUUUAAAAUUUAUAACAAGUACUCCCUCCGUUUAGAGAUAAGCAUCUAGUAUCCUCUGAAUUAUGAUUAAAGUUGCUACGACAUACUUCAACUUCACAAGGAUCUAUCACCUCUAAACUCAAUUUUAGUGUAUUUCUGUCACUUUUUUAUGUUGACGUGACACAUUUAUUACAUAAAAAUGAGGCACACAUCAAAAGUGUCACGUCAGCUAAAAAGGUACAAAAAUAUGUUAAUUAAAUUUGAAUCAUAGUUCAGCGGGUACUAGAUGUUUUACUCCUCCGUUCAUAAAUACUUGUCCACUUUUAACUGAAAAUUUACCUUAGGAAACAAUAAAUAGAGGGGUGAUUUUACAAUAUCAUUUCUUGAAUAUAAUAAAUUUUUUGCUUUGAAAAAUGCGAUGAGUGAUCUAUUGUUUAAUACCAAGGGUAAAAUGGAUAAAAAUAGAUAAAUUAUUCAUUGAUUUUAUAAAUUGGACAAAUAUUAUUAAACAUCCAAAAUUAGA